Messenger RNA from Papilio polytes (common Mormon), 12411 nucleotides. RefSeq lists its product as uncharacterized. The record is from RefSeq and is a predicted model, not a curated record. Gene Ontology annotation, biological process: lipid transport. The transcript has 68 exons. Bases 162 to 12338 code for a protein of 4058 amino acids. NCBI's taxonomy places the organism in Eukaryota, Metazoa, Arthropoda, Insecta, Lepidoptera, Papilionidae. Gene Ontology annotation, molecular function: lipid carrier activity.
CUUGGCUCGUCCGCGUCCUGUCAUAGAUAAUUUAGUGAUAACAGAGUUUACUCUGACCCCAAACUUCGACCCCAUGAUAUUACAUUAGGAUUUUGUCAUUUGAACGGUGGUGUGCGAAAGAAACGCCUGUCGAAAUGGUGUGCUAAAAUUUUUACCACAAAAUGAAUUUGUGCGUGUUUUUCGUGUGUUUGUGCAUAAUUAGUGCUGUACACGGAUCAGGAAAUUCUUUGAAAGAUCCAUAUAUUUGUGGACCACCUUCGUGUGCGGCAUCGGAGAAGUUCAAAUAUCUUGCACAAACAGUAUAUUAUUACAAUUAUAAUGUAAAUGUGGAGACAUAUUUUGCUGGGUCCAGUAACAACCGUUCAACAUUAGAUGUUACAGCAGAAGUAAAAGUACAAUUUAUAACACCCUGUGAAGGUCUCCUACAGCUGCAGAAGAUCACAUUAACUGAUCAAGAUGAAAAUUAUGCUGUUGAAAGAUCUGAGAAGUUCAUACAGGCUGUGUCACAAUUCGAUCUCAGAUUUGCAUUCCAUGAUGGUGUCAUAUCAGAAAUAUGUCCCAAUCUGUUGGAAGAAGAUUGGGUUCUUAACUUCAAAAGAGCCAUUUUAUCUCUCUUCCAAAAUAGUAUGAAGAGAUUUGAUAUAAACUUCAAUGGAUUUGAGCAAGACAUCCACGGCACAUGCAAUGUGGAGUACACAGUUAGGGGUCAGGAGAAUACCAGCUUGAUAUUGGUGAAGAAGAGGGAUUUAGCACUCUGCACAGAUAGAUAUAAAUACAUGUCUAUACUACAGACUGUCCGAUAUGACUUCCAAAGUAAAUUUCAAACAUGGCCAGUUUUAAAAUCAGAGAGCAAAUGUCGUAUUUCAAUUGAUCAUAAUAUUUAUAAAUCAGUCAACUGCCGAGAGAGACAUCUCUUUGAACCAUUCUCCGGAAGGAAUUCUGGUGCAAUGUCCACUGUUAUACAAGAUCUAGUAUUGAUUAAAGAAUUAAAUCGAACUGAUAUAGAAAUAAUGGAAUCUCAACCUAAAGCUUGGUCGGUGAUACAGAAACGUUCAAAUAUACUCCAUCACCAUGUACCAAAUAACAGAGGUGAUACAGGGGAACUGAGGUCUGCGAGAGAUGUACUAAAAAUGCUCUGUUUAGUGAAAGAGACGGGCGAGGCUGCGUCCAGCGUGGAUGAGAACAUGGACAGCGGGUCGGUAGUGGGGCUGUGGGGGCGGCUGGUGCGCGCCGCGCGCUCGCUGCACCACCCCGCGCUGGCGCAGCUGCUGGCGCGCGCGCCCGCCAUCUGCCCGGCCGCUGCUAAACAUAUAUUGGACGCGUUGCCGUACAUCGCGAGCGCGGGCUCGGUGGAGCUGAUCAAAGACAAGGUGAUACAUGAAGAUGUUGAUAAGGAGACAAGACAUGAAUGGCUCAUGUCCAUGGCUAUGAUACCCAGGCCUAGAAUAGAAAUGUUAAAGAGCAUGUUGGAAUUACUACAGAAAGAGAAGAAUGAUAAAAUCGUCAGUUUUACUGUUUCCUCUAUGCUCCACUCUUACUGCAGGCACAGCGGGAAAUCAUUGCAAGAAUGUUGCGAAGAAGAAAUUCCAAAGCAAAUAUUAGAAGAGUUUCAAAAUAUAGUUAUGGAAGUAAUUGGAAAAGGACUACAAAAUGCGACCCGCAAUGAUAGGAACAAGAUGACGUACGCGAUCAAAUCUCUCGGCAACAUCGGAGGUUUCAAGUCCGAGUUCGCGGAUGUGUUGCUGAAUGUGAUCGGCGACGCCAUGCUGCCGGUGCCGCUGCGGCUCGUCGCUAUAGAUGCGUUUAGAAGAACUCCCUGUACGGAGACGAGAGAAUACUUCUUGGAGACGUUCCGCGAGGAGUUGGUAGAUAUCGAGGUGCGUAUCGCGUCCUACCUGCAGGUGAUGCGCUGCCCCGACCUCAGCAUUAUACGCAGAGUACUGCACGCACUCAAGAAUGAACCAGUUAACCAAGCGGUGACGUUCGUGUGGAGCCACCUGAAGAACGUGGGGCAGUCGUCGCUGCCGUCGCGCGUGGAGGUCCAGGGCCUGCUGUCGGGGCACGCGGUGCCGCGCCUCGCGGACACGCCCGACUUCCGCGUCUACUCCCGCAACUACGAACAGAGCGUCUUCUUCGACCAGUAUAACGCAGGUGGCAAUUACGAAGCGAAUGUAGUUUUCUCUCCGGAUUCGUACAUACCUCGUUCUGUGUCACUCAACUUGACUGUGGACAUGUUUGGAGAGUCUAUUAAUUUGUUAGAGAUCAAAGCCCGUGGUGAAGGUUUUGAAAAAUAUUUCGAAGCUUUCUUCGGUAAGAAUGGUCCGUGGAGUAAAGAAGAAGUAACAAGCAAAAUUAAUAAACUGCGUAUAAUGAGAUCUACGAACGAAGCUGAUGAGUUAAAAGAGAAAGUGGAUGGCUUAGGUUAUAAAAAUAACGCAUUGAAACAUCGUUACCCGAUGGCGGAGUUGGGACUGAAAGUGUUUGGUAAUGAAAUAUCUUUUUGGAGUGCUGAAGGUCCCGAUGAAAUUGUCAAGUCGUUAGAAAAGUUAAACCCGAAGCUAAGAGUACUGGAAAUAUUGUCUGGAAAGGAAAUAAAGUACAACAAGGCGUCUCUGUUCCUCGACACGACGUUCUCAGUACCCACUGGUUGUGGGCUCCCCUUGAACAUGAACCUGAUGGGCACCAGCUACGUGGACACCAAGAUGUCAGGAACUGUAGUGGAUAGGUUCCAGCAAGCAGGGAAUCUAGACUUCGCUGGUAUGAUUAGACCUAGCCAAAUCCCCGAUAGAGUAGAGUUGCGAAGUGUUGUGAUGGUGGUGGUGAUGUUCCCGAAUAUGACGAAUCUACACAACGCACCGUACUUCUUGAUGAGUGGACCCGCUAAAUACAUUCUGUCACUGGAGAAGGCGGACCCCUCCGCGAAAACAUACGCAUUCCAGUACAAAUGGCAGAAGAAUGAUACUACAAACGUUAUUGGUUUCUCUUUCGACACGCCUGAUAGCAAAGAGAAGCGUAUGAUAGACGCAUCAAUGGUAAUAUCAAACACGAGCACAUCCGCGUCACUGAGCCUGCAGUCGGCGCGCAGCACGCUCGCCGCGCACGCGCUGUGCCGCAACCUGCCGCACGACAAGUCGCUGCAAGCGCGCCUCGACGUCGACGGCAGGAAGCAGUUCGACACCACCAUGUCUGUCACGCGACACGACAUCAAGCACGGCCACGUCUGGAUACCGCACGCCUACUGGGUCGUCAAUAAUGAAACCAUCGCUGAAUUAUCCGGUACAGUAAAAGUAAAAACUAAAGGCGGUGUGACACAAUGGGAUAUAACCACAGACUUCCAGACGCGACAACUCGCGAGUCGACUGAUUGGUUACUACACUUUAAAUGGACCCACUCACGGUGCGAAGUUACAACUCGACUAUGAGUUCUACAGGAACCCUAAGCAGAGUAUUAGGUUGGAAGGCGUGUACAGCGAGCGUGUGCUCGGCUAUAGACACGACCUCUAUGGAGAGUUGUCUAUGGACUUCACUGCUUACCCUGGAUACAACUUUUACGCUGUACUUAGGAAUGUGAAAACACAAAGCCACAUCGACAUUGGGUUCAACGUGAGCGCGUCUCGUCAGCAGAAGUUAGAGCCGGCUUUCACUGCGACCUUCAAACGUAUAGACAAACUGAGCGGAGUGAAGUUGGCCGCGGAACUCGCCAUUACCCGACCGCCUAGACCUAUAUUGUUGAAGUUUAACUUUGAAGAGACGGGACCAAAAUACUCAGCAUUGGCAGUACUAAACUUCAACCCGAAGUCACGUGAGAUAGUUCUAUCAGGCUACGUGUUCGCGCCGGCGGGUUCUCAGCUAUACGUGGACGCGGAAGCUAACAUCACGUUACCCACACUGCACCCUUGUACACUGCGCGCCAAGCUGCAUGAGAAGCAACCUAAUGAGUUCCAGCUGAACGCGGUGGGCAUCUGGUUCACGGGCGUGGAUUUCAACGUGGACGCGUUAUACCAGGACCAGUCUAAGACCAACCUCGCGUCGCACCGCGUCAAGCUCACAUUGAACAGCAGCCAUUUUAAAGAUAUCCUGCUGGAUGCGCGCUUCACACAGGAUAAUAGACAGAUCACAUUUAUUGGACAGGGCGAGUACAACACGGCCAGUUACCGUGCGUUAGUACGUCACGUGUCGGUCGCCGAACAAAGGUUCAGUACGUACGGGGAGGUGGACGCGGCCGGACGUGCCUACAGCCUCAGUCUCAACGCGGACCUCAAUAAUAACACCGAUGUUAGCGCACAUCUGCACUUCGACCAACUGCGUGAUGUAGAAAUAUCAUACCAACGUUCAAGCACGGAUUUACAAAAACGUCUAAGUGCGUCUAUAAACUGGGAUGCGAACAGAGAUCCCUCGCAGAAGCUGAGUGUAGACGUGCAGCUGGACAGCAAGGGGCGCUGGCAUCGCGCUGGACACCUCGCGUUAUACUAUCCUGGCAGAGUUGUUAAUGGGGAAUUCGAGUUUUUACUUAAAGAUUGGUUUUGUGAGUGGCACGUGCGUAUGGGCUGGGCGAGUGACGCGACUGUACUGUGGCGUGUCAAGAUGUACUCUGAGGCACACGAGGAGACAGUGUACGCGCUGCUCUCCAGUCUGGACACCCCCUUCAGCGGCUGGCGUGAUACUGCCUUCAAUGUUAUGUGGCGCUACCAAGAUAAUCUUCAAGCAAUAAACGGCAGUAUGAAAUGGCAAGAAGAUUACCUAGCAUUCAGUCUACUUGCUGACUAUUUGUUCAAAGCUAACGAGUUCUAUGGCGAGUUGAGUGCUCUCGUUAACUCGACAAUACCGACUUUACCGCGGGCUGCGGCUAUAGCGCGACAUAGAGCGGUCUGGAAGAAGAGUGCGGAUACAUUGCUUAGUUUUCAGUAUAAUGAUGAAGGCAAGCUGAUGAUCAAUUCGUCUUGGAAUCUGGAAAGAGGUGAAAAGGAGAAUAAUAUUACAGGCAGAGUGACGCUUGUUACUCCCUUCCAGGGCUACACGAGUGGGUUCUUACGCACGGAGUUUGUGAUAGGACAUAAGAGAGAUAUCAAGGGAAUUACUUAUUUAGACUUGGAGGAGAAAGUCGUCAAGAUAUAUGUUGAUGGUCACAUGCGACGUAUAACCAACUGCAUGUUAGUGGUGAACGUGAGCAGCCCCGCCAGCGAGCAGUCGCGGAUGACGGCGCGCUUCGGCUUCGUGGAGCGCGACCGCCAUCUGGUGGCACUCGUCGUCACCCCCAACUCUACCACAGGAGUGGAGGUGCUGCUGCAGCUGCAGUCGCUGCAGCAGUUCCAGGUGCUGGGCCACGUGGCGCUGCCGCUGCACUACCUCAGCCGCGCGCUGCUCACCGCCAGGCGCGCACCGCAACAGCUGGACUUCCGUGUGGGGUGGUCAGAUAUGGACUUCGGUUUCACCGGCAUCUGGCAAUGGAAGUCUGCGUUAGACUUUGUUUAUGUAUACAAAUUGUAUACACCUUUAGAUGGAUUUGAAGAAAAUGGAUUAGUACUUAAAAAUGUAUUCGGUGUUAAUACCGGCGGGGGAUUGGAUACUGAACUGUCUAUGAGAUUGUCUAAACAUAAGUUCGGUAUAGCAAUAUUAUUAGUAGAUAAAGGUAAAGGUUUAUUGGACGUGAUAAAAGAUCGAUUCCAACACAAGCCGAGUGACCCGGAUAUGUUCGUGGAGAACUUCGACACGACGGCCAAUGUGGUGCUCGACACAUUGUACUAUCCUACUAUCACCUUCCACGGACAUAUGAUGAAGUUCGUGGGUCCUGAUGAAGAAGAUAUACUAGAAGCCAACGCAACAUUAUAUUUGCCGAACAAAACGCCAAUCAUUCUAACUGAUAUUUUCGUAUUGGAGACGUACACAGAAAUGCGUAAUACUUUAAACUUAGUUACACCGUUCCAAGCUAUUAAGGAGUUAAAGUCGGUUUACACGGUGGACAUCACGCUGGGAGAGAAGUUCAACGUGACGUGUGUCGCUCUACUCUACAACGGCACAUAUUGGCAUGAGAUAUCGUACAAAAUUCUGUACGAGUACGAGUGCGGCGAGGACGACGCGUACCAAUCGUACUUAGGGUCGGUGGGCAUCGCGACCCCGCUGGCCGUGCUGCCCGGCCUGGAGGCGCGCGUCUCUGCCCGCCUCGAGGACGCGCUGUGGAAGAUGGCCGCCGACAUCAGCAUGCCCUCCUUCACCAUCAACGCACUUGCCCGACUCGAGUUAGACGAUCCCUUCAUAGAGACAUCAGGAAGUCUGAACAUGACUUCCACGUAUUUGGAGGACUAUUUUAUUAAGAUGGAGUUCAAGAAGGACUUCUCCGAUGUAGAGAGUGUGAUGGGCGGCGGCAUACAGAUACAACAAGGAGAUUAUAAUAAUUAUUUAUUUGCGGACGCAGUAUGGCGACCUGCGCCACGUCACGUACGGUUCAAAGCACGGGGCGCGCUCGUCCCCGUACUGGAGCCCUCGGACAUCGCGCUGCAGUACAGCGAGGAGGGUGGGCAGAGGACGUUGAUUGUGGACUUCAAUAACCAAGACAGUUAUUACUCGUUAAAAGCGGAUCAACGACCGGCGUCCCUAAGUGUUGCGCUUAGUAGCCCUCAUAAAGGAUUCAGAGCAAUGAAGAUAAUAACGGAGUUCGAAAAGGACGAUAUCCGCGGCUCGUUGGUGACGGACGCUACGGAGUACGCUAUCAGCGGCAAAGUUACUAACAGACAGCCGUUAGAGAUGUCUCUAGUCCUAAUACCGAAAGGUCAAGGUGACCAGAUCCGGGUUCGCAUGAAGCUGGAAGCGACUCACACCGUGUACGCUCUGACAGCGCACGUGGCCGCAGGCGGGCAAGCCAGCGUGCAAGCCAGUCUGCACGCCAGAGCAGAGAUGGAAACCAACUUUACUGAUAUUUAUUUAAAGGUGGAUAUACCCCAAGUGCAAGGCAAGGAGAUAUUAUUAAAGACGCGUGUGGAUAUGUUCCCCGGACUGCGGCGUGUGCUGAGCGUGCAGGCCGCCACGCCGCUUAAGAAACUAAGCUUCGUUAAAGGAGAUACUGACUUUGAGUUUGGUCCAAAGACUGGAUAUCUGCUGUGUAAAUACGAGCUGCCAGAUAUGAAGGGAGACGGCGACCUCAAGUGGAGCUUCCUUAUUGGAGAUCUUUAUAUUACGGCAAUAGGGCAUCAAUUAGUAAAGCAAUUACAAAGAAGCGUUGAUCUGGACAUCUUUUUCGGUAACAGUACAUCUUCCAGUGGACUGGAUAAGACCGAGGCUGGUUUUAGAAUGGAUUUGGAUAAAGUUUGGCAGAUAGGAGGUAACGCGUCAUUCGGCUAUAUAAUGAACAAACGUAUUAACUUAGUUAUUAAUGCGAUAUUACCUAAGCCCAAUGUAGAUGUACACACGCUGUACAUAGACGGUGAUAUAGGAACAGAAGAGUCGCCAGAGAAAGUUUUACUGGCGGAAUAUAGGACUGACGUCACUAAAAUUGUUACUGGAAUUAAAGGAAAGGUGCUUAAUCUAGGUGAAAGUCUAGACGCUAACGCGACAUUAACAUGGACUUCAAACUCUGAGUACAAGAAUAUUGACAACGAGUUGUCAUACAAAUGGGAUGUGAACGGCUCGAAACAUGUUGAAUACACGCUCACCUCGCCGCUGUACAAAGAACCUACAUUUAAUAUCAAAGGAUCUUAUCAACAAGAUAUGAUACAUAACUACCAAGUUCUCAAAUGUCUAUGGGCAGCAGCUUGCUUCGCCAUUUUGCCGAAUUCAAGUGGCUAUUUGCUCAUUAACAACUUAGAAGAGAAAUCAGAUAACAAAGUAGAUUUAUUCUGGCCAAAUAAAACAGCGACAGUGAACACAUCUCAUAUCUACACUAAACAAAACAACGGCUUCACACAAACGGGAAUAAUAUCACUUUCAGUUCCAUUGAACUCUCAACAUUUAGUUAAUACAGAAUAUUAUUACGUACAAGGAGAUAAAAACAGCAAUGGAAAUGCUACAAUCGAUUUUGAUCAUGAAAGAUUCGUUAAAGGCUCCUUUGUACAAGUACUAAGUAAGAGUGAAAGGAAUUUGGACCUUGCGACUACAGACAUAGAGGUGGAAAAUGUACAUACACCAGUUGGUGUUAAAUAUAUACACGAAUUUGAUGAUACUGGCAAUGUUGAUGUAAAACAAGCUACAGUAUUCCACCUACAAAAUGCAACAAAAUUCAACGUAACUGGAAAACUUGAUGUAUUAACUUAUGACAUUGGGAAGAAAUUAAAACUAACAGCGAUGCACGGCCAGCGUACUUGGAGCUUUGAUAAUAAGUACGAGACUAUAGAAAGAGAGCUCACGCAAGCUAGCCGCGUGCAAUGGGCCGACGAUGUCUGGAUACAGUACGAUGUGCAUGUAACUAAUAUGAGUGUGGAGGACACAGAAAGCCAGCAAGUCCUACUAAACGUACAAUAUCCGCUGCGUACAUUCUCAGUAGACGCAGUAUACCGUCUGCAGGAGGCCUUAUUAGAAGGUCGUGCGCAGUUACAGUGGGACGUGCGCGGAGAGAACAAGAGCGCGGAGCUCAAUGCAAGGUGGGACACGCCCCCAGCGGAUGCGGAGUCCGACACCGCGGUGCACAACGUCCAUCUCGCUCUCUCACAUCCGUCCUUCAGGAAGGAUGUACUCCUGAAAGGUCAAUAUUUAGCAACACCAGCGGUCAUGUCCAAUAUAACAUUGGAACUACAAUACUCGGACUACGAGACUGAAUAUUUAAAACUGCAUUCCAUAUUAAUGGAUAACUCUAAUGGACCGAUACGUGAUUAUAAGUUCGCCUUAACAUGUACACAUCCGUCUACGAAUUUAGCUCUGGAUGUGAAAUCUGAUGUAAAUAUUCACAGCAGAUGGUAUUACUUGGAGACAUUCUAUAAGUUCCAGAAAUCGUUGUUCUAUGAGAAAUUAAGACGGAAUAAAAUGUUAAUCGAUUUGAAUACAAGCGCUGUUAAUUGGGAGCGCGCCAAUGAGACUUAUUUCUACAAAGUGAACGGCACCUGGGAAUUAAUAUAUCCUGCAUACAAAUUACGAGGACUUGUGAUACAUCCUGAUGGAAAUGAUACCGCGUUUGCUGAACUAUCUAUGAUAGAUAAAUCACUUGUUGGACAUUACAAUAGUACUAAUGAUAUAUCCUACCAUUUAAUUGGCAAAAUUGUCGACACUAGAUCAGCCAAAUUGAACGCAUGGCGAAACUUCGAUGACGUCACAACCGUAGACCUUGCCUCCUACAUCCGCCUGAACCAUUCUAGACUUCUCACAAGCUCUGUGGUAUGGCGGCCGCAGAUAUUCAGCGAAGUCAAAUCACAAGCUGUUUAUACUCUGAAAUUAUUAUACGCACAAAUCAAUGAAACUCUUAUGAUUAUAAAGGAAGCGCCAAUGGAAGCCCAUCUUGCUUUACGAGCCAUAUGGAUAGACGCAAAACCGAGAAUUAGAGAUUUUCUUGACGAUUUGAACGAUUUACAUGUAAUAAAAGACGAUUUGGAUGAAUUUGAAAGAUUUUUAAACGAUUCUUAUGAUAGUAAUGAUUUUUAUGUCAAAGAUAUUGUCGAAUUCACGUAUUAUGUACUCGAUGAGAUGGCUAUAAGAAAUCAUUUGGAGAGUUUGCCUGGUUUUGUUAACGAUAUGUGGGGUAUGAUGGGCAAUACAAGUCAAUCUAUAAAACAAAGUCUUACUUAUGUCGUCGAUUCUAUAAAAACGGCGUAUUCAAAUUUCUUAGAGUCGGCAAAUAAAGUUUUGGAAGCUGAUUUCAUGGAAUUAGUAUCUGGAAAAUUGGAAACUAUGAUUUUACAAUACGAUAACUUCGUUAGAGAUUUACAUAUGAGGUUUUUGGAAUAUUGGGAGGUUACUUGGGUGAAUGCAACGAAUAGAUUAUCAGUGUAUUGGCAUGAUUUACUGAAAUCAAUAGAACCGUUGUUUUUCAAAGUAUUACAUUAUACCGAGUCAUUCGUGUUUACUAUAUGGAAGAGUCUUAUGGACUUCUUCUAUAACAGGACUCAAGAACUAACUGAUUCUCCAUAUUUUAACUAUGUAUCGACUUUUGGACAUGAAAUGGACCGUAUAUACAAAGACCUCGUGCACAACGAUUUGAUAACGAACAUAAAGAAAUACAGCAAGAAACUAUGGAAUGUUGUUUGGGAGAAAAUGGAGAAAUACAUUCCUUUUAAAGACGAAUUCAAACAACUAUACGCGGAAUUCAGGAACGCUUGGGAAAACUUCAUGAAGACACCCCAAGUCGUUUAUGUAAGAGAAAAGGUAAAUAUCAUUUUGCGUUACUAUUUUUUUUAUAACAUUAGGUGGCAAACGAGCAAGCGGCCAUCUGAAGUGCUCUACGCCAAGCUGACGGACAUCGCCCACACCGCGCUGCGAUACGAGGAACUUCAUCGUAUACCUAAAACAAACUUUGUAUUCGACCCCCGCGCGGGCGAGAUCCGUCUAGAACAAAAACUGCCGAUGUCUUGGCACGCCUUCAACAGAACCCCGGACUUUACUGAGAUAGCGGAGUACCGCGCGGUGCGGGACUUCCUCGACGACUGGAUCACAUCAAACAGGACUAUAUGGUCAUAUUACUAUGAAAUACGACCGUAUAUGGACUUGAAUAAUGUUAUGCCACCAUUCGCAGGUAUGGCAAUGAUGACGGGUCAAGGUACACUGGUGACAUUCGACAAGCAAGUGCUCACAAUAUCUGAGGCGGGCACCUUCCUACUGACCAAGGACUAUCGCCAGAACAACUUCACUGUCCUGAUGCAGAGCAACGCGCGAGGACAGUACGACCUUGUUGUACUUACCGACAAGCACUUGAUUUAUGUCGAUUUGUAUACAGAACAAGUAUCUUUAGGACCAGAUACUCCACUCAGUCUGCCGGCGGUGGUCGACGACUUCAUAGUGCACAGACAGACGGACCUGCUGACGGUGGAGGGGCAGAGCGGCCUUGAGAUACAGUGCAAUCUGUUGUUUAGAACGUGCAAGUUACAAGUAUCAGGUUGGCAUUACGCGUCGCUAGGCGGGUUAUUGGGGACAUACAACAACGAGCAGUACGACGAGCAGCAGCUGCCGGACGGCAUACUGCGCGCUGACGUGGCGCAGCUAGCGGCGGCGUGGCGCCUGCGCCCCGCCCCCGCGCCUGCCGCAGUACUGCGCGCGCGACACGCAGAUAACGACACGCAGUGCGACAAGUUCUUUAGGAAUAAAGUCUCUCCCCUGCAUCCCUGCUUCUCUGUGAUAGAUUCCCAGCCGCUGUACGCGGAGUGCGUGCGCGGCGCGGACGCGUGCGCGCUGGCGAGUGCGUACUUGGAGCUGUGCGCGCAGCAGCACGUGCCCACACACAUACCUGACCAUUGUGUGCAAUGUACGACGAGUCAAGGAGAUGUGGUGGAAGAGGGUUCAUUCGUGCAGUUGGACCAUCCUCCUAACUCCACAGAUGUGGUGUUUGUGAUAGAAGCUCAGUACUGCAACAAGAAUCUAAGAAAAGCGAAGAAUAUCGAUCUAUUUAUAGAAGCGUUUGAUAGUAAACUGCAAGGGAAUGGAUUCUCUGAUAAUAGAUACGCAGUAGUGGUGUACGGCGGCAGCGGCGUGUACCGCGAGCCGCGCGCACUGUACGUAGACAACCAGCUGUUUGCUGACGCAGUGGACGUGCCGCGACACUUCGAUGCCUUCCAUAUAGAUAAAACAGACUCAGUACGUAACGAGAGCUGUGCGCGUGUGGACACGUUCGCCGCGUUGCGGUUCGCGAGCGCGUUGCCGCUGCGAGCUGCUACACCGCGAGCACUGCUGUUACUCCCCUGUGAUCGAUGCGAUGUUAACGCUAUGGCGCUCGACUACUCAACAAUUUACCACAAUCUGAUGGAGAACUCGGUUACUCUGCACAUUAUAAUGAACGAUGAGUUCACACUAUCCAAGAAGAGGGUCGCUAAGUAUUUGUUCGGUGUGGAUAGUACACUAGCGUACACUAACAAGGACUACGAGCGCGUGGCGGGCGACGCCGCGCUGCGGAAACAGGUCAAACUGCCCAAAGACAAACUCGGCGUCUGCAUCUCUCUGGCCAUGGAGACCAACGGCACGGUGUGGGCGGGCGCGAAGUUGACCGGCGAGCGCGGAGCUGCGCGUCGCUUCGCUACAGUAGUGGGGUCGCGAGUGGCCCGUGCCGGCCGCGCCUGCGCCUCCGCGCGCUGCGAGUGCCGCGCCGCACGCCUGCACUGCAGACCUUGCAGGCCUGACAGAGAUCCCUUGGAGCUAUCAUUCUGGAACACAGAGGACAUUGACGAGCUGAUCGAUCUCGCCAUGGACCCUCCCAACCUGCCCUCCUUUAGAUAAUGCAUACUUGUAAAUAACCUAGUUUCAAUUCUAAUAAUGUGAUUAUUGUUAUAAUAAAGUAUUUUCACAAUUA